This is a messenger RNA of Porites evermanni, 2120 nucleotides long. Lineage: Eukaryota; Metazoa; Cnidaria; Anthozoa; Scleractinia; Poritidae. The record is from the annotation of a GenBank genome assembly.
AUGCUAUCUGCAAAGCUUUCUCGGCAUUUGAUGCCCGUUGUGUUUGUGAUGACAACUGCCCGUCUUACGAGGAACCUGUGUGUUCAUCUAACUCGACAACAUUCAAGAACAAGUGCCUCUGUUUGCUGGACAUUUGCCAACACAAAAGUAAUCACACCCUCUACCAUCCAGGCAGCUGUACAGGUAAGGUUCCCAGGCUAUCAAGAGCGUGUUAAUUGCUUGUGUCGUGCUAAAAACGUACAAGCUCUUAAAGUAGGGGCCUUGUUCGACUGCUUUAGCAAAUAAGAAACACGUAGCAGCUGUAGGGACAGAGCGUACCAUUUUAUGUCCUUUUAGUGGAAGCCCUUGCGUACACGAAACAUGUGCAGCGGAAUACCACGAGUAACAAAAUUUGGUCAUCUAUUUUGGCAUCCGAGAAAAUUUGGAAAUUAUUUGACCAUUCGCCCGUCCACCUGUCCGUCCACCCCGGCGUCCGUCCGCACCACAGGGAAACUAGUGUGAAAUGUCACUUUCUAGCACGUGAGACAACCUGUAACCUGUGUUGAACUGAAUUUAAGACUUUUAAGUUAAGCUUAAUUGAGAGCUCUCAAAACAGGGUAGCCACUGAAGGGUAUUUAAUAACCGUAUCGUGGGGUCAGAUAACAACUCUUCUAGGUCACAGUUAUUAGCUGUAAUUUGAUUGCAGACUCAAGUCCAACUCUUUUUUUCUAAGAGAGAUGAAUUCCCUCGGAAGCCUUUUUCAAGGUCCAAGUAUUUACCGUUGCUACAUAUUAACGACAGCUUUGCUUUCAGCUCUGGCUAAAUCUGUAUAUUAGUAUACCUUAAUAAUGCUUUCAUACUGGCAAUACCAGUGUUUCCUCUAAGUCCCACUUCCUCCGGUCACCGGUACGAUUAUAGCUUUAUUUUACUCCCUUAAUUACACAUAGAAAGGAAAUAGUGUUUUACGUUUCAUAUCUUUCUUCGUUAGCUAUUGGCUCACUUAUCAAUACAUCGCUAUGUAAUACCAGCGUAGUUACAAUUGUCGUUUUGUUCUUUUAAUCUACAGUUUUGUCAUUCCCUUAUUCAUGGCUGUGUUUCUGUCUCUAGGCUUUCCUGUCCAGACCGGGCGAGUUUUGAUGAAAAGACAUGUACAGUGGGCAGAAACGGCCUGUGAAGUAGUGAAAUUUCCACCGUUUUCGUUCUAUCCCGACGAACAAGUGCACGUACAAAUAACGACGAAUCACUGGAACAUAAGCAGGAAAAAUUAUAUACAUGAUGCUACCGUUUCCUGGGCACAAAUAGUCAACUACGAGAGUUUUGAGGUCAAUAUUUAGACGAUUCAUUUCAGCUUGUUCCUAACGCGCCGGUACAAAAUUUAAGCGCUGGUAGUUUGUGACCUCUGUAGUCAUAAGUGUUGCCGUUUUUCUCGCAUUUUUUUUUUAUUUCCAAAGAGGAAUCUCAGUUAAUCGUCAGUCGAUCUCAACACUUGAUAGGUCAAACAAUUUUAAUCCUCUGUAUUUAAACAAAUAUAUAUAAAUGUCCUUGUUUGCUUCGUGAUAGCUGGGAUGAAGACCCUCUCGCUGUCGGUUUCAUGUCACUUGGGUUUUUAAAUCCAAAUCAGCGCUUAGUCCUUAUCACCUCAGAAAAGUGCAAAACCCUUUUUAAAAAACAUCGCUUUUUCUUCCACAACUGAUUCACUCGCUUUCUCAGUAAAUUUACCUGCCCGGUAAAUAGAUUACUGACAGAAAUAUGCGUUGGGUAAUUAUUGGGAGGUCUUCAAAAUAACUUGGAGUCUCCAUUUUUAAGGUCAGUAGUUAUGGCUAACUAGUAAAGUCUUUGUUGACCAUGUACAUUUUUUAAUUCCUAAAUUCACCAAUGAUCAUUAGUGAUUGCGAGAUCGUAUCUCAACAUGCCAUAUAAUCAUUAGCCAUUCGGCAUCUAAUCUUUAGGUGUGCGUGACUGCAGCAGGAAGAAAUGAUCGCUUUAUCAAAGAAUUUGCCACGGUGGACUGGAUGGCCUACCAAGGUGCUCCUGAUGGAGGUGUGGCGGGUAAAACACGCAUUUCAGAAUGGUGGACUGGAACACAGUGCUCAAAAGUCAACCUUCCACAGGCAAAUAAACGUUAUGUUUUCUUGAAAUAG